AUGGGCGCUGAGGUCUCCAAAGAGUUGCUCCUCGAGCUUGAACGCGAGAAGCUGCUCCGCGGAGUUCCCCUGCAGGUUGCCCUGAGUGGGUGGGCAAAGCAUUGGUCUGGAUCGCAGGGCUUGCUGGACGUGGACAAGGGGCUCUACAACCUCAGCCAGCAAACAGAGGAUGCGGUGUAG
Symbiodinium pilosum is the source of this 180-nucleotide messenger RNA. The record is from the annotation of a GenBank genome assembly. NCBI's taxonomy places the organism in Eukaryota, Dinophyceae, Suessiales, Symbiodiniaceae.